AUGGGACAAUCUCUAACUACCCCCUUAAGCCUCACUCUACAGCACUGGAAGGAUACCCGAGACAUCGCUCAUAACCACUCUGUAGAGAUCCGGAAGAGAAAGUGGGACACCUUCUGCUCCUCAGAAUGGCCGACAUUUAAUGUCGGCUGGCCAAGAGAUGGCACCUUUAACCUAGACAUUAUUUUGCAGGUUAAGGCGAAAGUCAUGGAUUCAGGGCCGCACGGCCACCCGGACCAGAUACCCUACAUUGUUACUUGGGAAGCCCUGGCCCGGGAACCACCCUCAUGGGUCAAGCCGUUUGUCACUCCCAGCCCCCCUGCUGUUCCCCCUGCAGUUCCCUCUGCCCCUGCCCUACCUCCUCCGUUGGUCCCCACACCCUCUAAGUCUGCCCUCUGUCCAGCUGUAACAAAGCAGGCCCAAGGACGUGAUCCGGGGGCCAAAAAGACGCCGACACCCCCGGUACUACCAGCAGAUGACGGCUGCUUGUUGGAUCUGCUGACUGAAGAACCUCCCCCCUAUAGAGACCCAGACCCCGAUCAAGAGCCGGGAGAAGCCACCGCUGCCGGACCUCAGGAGGAACCAGCUCCUUCCCCGGUGGCAGGGCGGUUGAGAGGGCGCCGAGAGGCCCCUCCGGAUUCCACAUCUCAGGCUCUCCCAUUACGAGCGGGGCCUAACGGCCAGCUCCAAUACUGGCCUUUUUCCGCUUCGGAUCUAUAUAACUGGAAAAAUAAUAAUCCCCCUUUCUCUAGGGACCCUUCUAGACUCACCGCUUUAAUCGAGUCCAUUUUAGUAACCCACCAGCCCACCUGGGACGAUUGUCAGCAGCUGUUACAGGCCCUCCUGACCACCGAGGAAAAGCAACGAGUCUUUUUGGAAGCCCGUAAGAACGUCCCGGGGGCUAACGGGCAGCCUACUCAGUUGCCAAACGAGAUCAACGAUGCCUUCCCCUUGGAGCGACCUGAAUGGGACUUCGCCACGGAGGACGGUAGGAAUCACUUACGUCUCUAUCGCCAGUUGCUGAUAGCGGGUCUCCAUGGGGCAGCAAAGCGCCCCACUAAUUUGGCUCAGGUUAAGUUAGUGACCCAAGGGUCAGAGGAGUCUCCCUCCGCCUUCCUCGAACGACUAAAGGAAGCCUAUCGUGUGUACACCCCCUAUGAUCCGGAGGACCCUAACCAGGCUACCAAUAUGGUCAUGUCCUUCAUCUGGCAGUCCGCCCCGGAUAUCAGAAAAAAAUUAGAGAGGCUCGAAAACUUAAGAGAAAGUACGAUCCAGGAUUUGCUAAAAGAGGCGGAGCGGAUUUUCAACAAGAGAGAGACUCAAGAAGAAAGAGACGAAAGGAUAACCCUUAAUGUGGGGGGGCAACCCGUCACCUUCCUGGUGGACACCGGAGCCCAACAUUCGGUGCUCACUACCACUCCGGGACCCCUGACUGACAAAUCGGCGUGGGUCCAAGGAGCCACCGGAGGGAAAAGAUACCGUUGGACAACUGAAAGAAGAGUACAACUCGCCACCGGUAAGGUGACUCACUCUUUUUUACACGUUCCUGAUUGCCCUUAUCCUCUGUUGGGGAGAGAUCUAUUAAUGAAACUUAGGGCACAAAUCCACUUUGAAGGGACUAAGGCCCACAUUACUGGGCCUCAGGGACAGCCUUUACAUGUGUUAACCAUAGAUCUGGAGGACGAAUACCGGCUUCACGAAUCCGAAAGGCCUCAGCCGCAAGAAAUAACUGUUUGGUUAGAAAAAUUCCCUUUAACCUGGGCGGAAACAGGGGGAGUGGGCCUCGCAACCCACCAGCCGCCCCUGGUAAUCACACUAAAGGCAUCGGCAACUCCUGUUUCCAUUAAGCAAUACCCGAUGUCACAUGAAGCUUACCAAGGAAUUAGGCCCCACAUUCGGAGGCUUUUAAACCAGGGCAUCCUGGUGCCUUGUCAAUCCCCCUGGAAUACGCCUCUCCUUCCGGUCAAAAAGCCAGGGACAGGAGACUACCGCCCAGUGCAGGACUUGAGAGAAGUCAAUAAAAGGGUAGAGGAUAUACACCCUACAGUUCCUAACCCGUACAAUUUGUUGACUGGGCUUCCUCCGACGUACACCUGGUACACGGUAUUAGACCUUAAGGAUGCAUUCUUUUGCUUGAGGCUCCACCCUCAGAGUCAGCCUAUCUUUGCCUUCGAGUGGAAGGACCCAGAAUUGGGAGUAUCGGGUCAGCUCACUUGGACUAGACUCCCACAGGGGUUCAAAAACAGCCCCACCCUAUUUGACGAGGCGUUGCACCGGGACCUGGCCGAUUUUAGAGUUCACUACCCUGCUUUAAUCUUGCUCCAAUAUGUUGAUGACCUCCUCCUGGCUGCGGAAACUGAGGAAAAAUGUCAGGAAGGAACAAAGGCACUCUUGAGGACUUUAGGAACUCUAGGAUACCGGGCCUCAGCCAAAAAGGCCCAAUUAUGCCAGAGGCGAGUUACAUACCUGGGUUACCAAAUCAGAGAUGGACAAAGAUGGUUGACAGAGGCGCGGAAACAGACAAUCCUAAAAAUUCCGGUGCCCAAAAGCCCGAAGCAACUAAGAGAGUUCCUGGGUACGGCGGGGUUCUGUCGCCUCUGGAUUCCAGGGUUCGCAGAAAUGGCUGCGCCACUUUACCCACUCACCAAGCAAGGGACUCUUUUUAUGUGGGGAGAUGAACAGCAGAGGGCCUAUACAGCCAUAAAAGAGGCCCUGCUAACCUCCCCCGCGUUGGGGCUUCCGGACUUAAACAAGCCCUUUGAGCUGUUUGUAGACGAAAAACAGGGAUAUGCUAAAGGAGUCCUGGCUCAAAAACUAGGACCAUGGAGGCGUCCGAUAGCCUACCUGUCCAAGAAACUUGACCCGGUAGCCUCGGGAUGGCCACCCUGCUUGAGGAUGGUGGCAGCAAUUGCCCUCUUGAUUAAAGACUCUGGCAAGCUGACUAUGGGACAGCCAAUAACAAUUUUGGCUCCUCAUGCAGUGGAAGCCCUGGUCAAACAACCUCCGGGCCGAUGGCUUUCCAAUGCCCGCAUGACCCACUACCAGGCCCUACUACUGGACACUGAUCGAGUAUACUUUGGCCCUAUAGUAGCUCUCAACCCGGCAUCACUGCUUCCCCUACCGGAGGGUCCAGAAACUCAUGACUGCCUCCAGAUACUUGCAGAAGUACAUGGUACCCGACCUGACCUGACCGACCAGCCCCUCCCCGACGCUGACUUCACCUGGUACACUGACGGGAGCAGCUUUCUGGACAACGGAGAGCGGAGAGCGGGGGCCGCAGUCACCACCGAGACUGAGGUAAUUUGGGCUGAGGCUCUACCACCUGGCACUUCGGCACAGCGGGCUGAGCUCGUCGCCCUAACUCAGGCCCUCCGGAUGGCAGAAGGUAAGAAGCUCAAUGUUUAUACCGAUAGCCGCUAUGCCUUUGCCACUGCUCACAUCCAUGGGGAAAUAUAUCGGAGAAGAGGGUUGCUUACCUCGGAAGGAAAACAGAUCAAAAAUAAAGCUGAAAUAUUGGCCCUGCUUAAGGCUUUGUUUUUACCCUCAAAACUGAGUAUCAUCCAUUGCCCCGGCCACCAAAAGGGAGACAGCCGAGAAGCCAGGGGCAACCGCUUGGCGGACGCAACUGCCCGAGAAGCGGCGAGACAAGAAAGCUCAGAUACCUCCCAGCUCCUGGCUAUAGAGCUGGCCGAGGUAGAGGUCCCCUCCAUUCAGGAACCUCCCUUCCACUAUAGUGAGGAAGAUCGGGACCUCCUAAAAGAAAUGGGGGCCACUUACAAUCCCAUGCUAAGACUCUGGACUUUCAAAGAAAAACCUGUGUGGCCCCUGCAACAGACUCGUAACCUGAUUGAAUACCUCCACAGACUGACUCACCUUAGCUCCAGAAAAAUGAAAACCCUCCUAGAAAGGGAGGAAAGCUCCCACUAUUUGCUGGGGAGGGAUAAAAUUCUACAACAAGUGGCUAAAGAGUGCACAGCAUGCACCCAAGUAAAUGCAGGACGCCAUAGGAUAGGCCCAGGGACCAGGAUCCGGGGACAUCGCCCCGGCACCCACUGGGAGAUUGACUUCACAGAGGUAAAACCUGGACUAUAUGGAUAUCGGUACUUGCUGGUAUUUGUGGACACCUUCUCGGGAUGGGUAGAAGCCUACCCCACCAAACAUGAAACUGCCAAGGUAGUCGCCAAAAAGCUUCUAGAAGAAAUCUUCCCCAGGUAUGGCAUGCCCCAGGCGUUGGGCUCUGACAAUGGUCCUGCCUUCGUCUCCCAG
This is a messenger RNA of Psammomys obesus (fat sand rat), 4263 nucleotides long. RefSeq lists its product as uncharacterized. The annotation marks the transcript as partial. Gene Ontology annotation, biological process: proteolysis; DNA integration; virion assembly. The record is from RefSeq and is a predicted model, not a curated record. The transcript has 2 exons. NCBI's taxonomy places the organism in Eukaryota, Metazoa, Chordata, Mammalia, Rodentia, Muridae. Gene Ontology annotation, molecular function: RNA-DNA hybrid ribonuclease activity; nucleic acid binding; aspartic-type endopeptidase activity.